Messenger RNA from Grammomys surdaster, 6279 nucleotides. It is a transcript of the gene Rassf4, whose product is annotated as Ras association domain family member 4. The coding region runs from base 125 to 1093 and encodes 322 amino acids. Gene Ontology annotation, biological process: signal transduction. The transcript has 11 exons. The record is from RefSeq and is a predicted model, not a curated record. NCBI's taxonomy places the organism in Eukaryota, Metazoa, Chordata, Mammalia, Rodentia, Muridae.
GCAGAUGCAGGGCUCUGGAGUCUGUACCGGCACAAUUCUGUUGCAGGCGAACUCUCUUGCUGGUGGCCUCUGGACCGCGCGAUGACUGGACGGUGACUUCUGGGUCUGAGGACGAAAGUUGAAGAUGAAGGAAGAUUGCUCGUCCAGCUCUCGUGUGCCCGUCAGCGACAGCAAGUUCAUUCUGAAGUCAGAACUCUUAAGUCUGCUCAAAACCUACAACUGCUACCAUGAGGGCAGGAGCUUCCAGCUGAGACACCGAGAGGAAGAAGGGACUCUGAUCAUCGAAGGACUCCUCAACAUUGCCUGGGGACUCAGACGACCCAUCCGGCUCCAGAUGCAGGAUGAUCGGGAGCGAGUGCACCUGCCGUCUGCCACAUGGGUGCCUGAGCAGCUCAGCUACCUCCAAAAGGAAACUUCACCCCAGAACAGCAAGGUCCCUACUGAGCAGCCGAGCACUCAACCUGCAAACAAGGCAGAGGUUUCCAGAGAUAGUUCAGGACCCCUGGAGGAGGGAGAGGAGGAGGUCCCACAGCUCAUGCGGACAAAGAGUGAUGCCAGCUGUGUAAUCCAGAGGAGGUCCAAAUCCCGGGCACCGAGCGAAGCCCAGAAGAUACGAAGGCACCGGUUCUCCAUCAAUGGACACUUUUAUAACCACAAGACCUCGGUGUUCACUCCUGCCUACGGGUCUGUGACCAACGUCCGGGUUAACAGCACUAUGACCACCCAGCAGGUGCUCACCCUGCUGCUAAACAAGUUCCGGGUAGAAGAUGGCCCCAAUGAGUUUGCACUCUACAUCGUCCAUGAAUCUGGGGAGCAGACAAAGUUAAAAGAUUGUGAGUACCCGCUGAUAGCCAGAAUCCUGCAUGGGCCCUGUGAGAAGAUUGCCAAGAUCUUCUUGAUGGAAGCUGACUUGAGCGAGGAAGUGCCCCAUGACGUUGCCCAGUACAUAAAGUUUGAAAUGCCGGUGCUGGACAGUUUUGUUGAAAAAUUAAAAGAAGAGGAAGAAAGAGAAAUAAUCAAACUGACCAUGAAGUUCCAAGCCUUGCGUCUGACAAUGCUGCAGCGUCUGGAACAGCUGGUGGAGGCCAAGUAACUAGCCAGAGCUUGCCUUUUGUGAUGCCUGUGGUUGCAUGGACCCAGCUCUAACUGAUCACUGACCGAUGGCUGCUUCCCAAGGAAUCCAGUACCUAUGCAUAUUCCACCUGUCUAUUCCGUAGACAUAUCAUCCUGUGUCUCUAGUCUUGGUACCAUGGUGAGCAUGCACAGGCAUACCCAGGAACUUCCUAGCUAGGAUCUAUGUGCAAAGCUGACCUAGGUGGUAAUAAAGAGCCUCAGAACGGUGGUACCAGCCAUGUUAUAUGGUUGAAUAGUAUGGCCACCCUUGUUCCUGUGUAUUUCCAGUUUGAGAGAGCAGUAUAGCACCCAGCCCCUAGAGAAUGGACUUCAUCUGCUUGCCCAGUGCUUGUCUCUGAGGCUCUGCAUGGCCACAAGUCCCUGCCCUAAUCAUCCAUGAACCAUGAACUCCCUGUCUUUCUUUGCUUCUUAUUGCCACUCAGGAACUGUACUGGAGCAGGAGCUGCCAAGAGCAGUGAGACAUGGCCUGCUACUAACUACUGCUUCACCAUGAUGUCCUGGCCUCUGAGCCUCCUUUCCUAGCCAACAUUCCAGACCUAGAGGUUAGAUCAGGACUAGGACUACCAUGAUCUCAUCAGCUCUUGGUAUAAAUUGCCCUUAACUUGUGAGUGUGAUCCAAAGAAAUCCUUGAAAGGAGUCAUCUUCAAGAAAUAUGUCCUUUGAAUUAUGAUUUAGAAGUUGAUUUGUGUGGCAUUGGAACAACUGGCAGUGGCUCCAGAAGGCUCAGUCCCCUUCAUUCCAUCUUGUGGAUGUUUAUAUGUCUCUUGCUUUCCUUGGAACUAAGCUUCUUUCUCUCUAAUGGAUAGGGAUAGCUCUCAAUCCAUCCUUUCAAAGCCCAACAAAAAUGGAAAAUGUCUGUUUGGGGACAAAAGGCUUCUAAUCCUCUAGAUACGGAUACAGAACAAUUUGUUUGCUGACUGAUUGAAAUCUCUGGAAGGAACAAGAAAACUAUGCAAUAGCUUGCAUCAGUUGUGGGAAUGAUUGUCUAACAGGUCUGUGGACAGUGGAUUUAAAGAGAAGUAUGAUGAAGGCCUUCGAAGACAGAGUUCCAUCUUCAGUGCAGUGCAUGUAGAAGCCACUCAUGGAGUCCUGAAGAGCAGAGCGUGGGAACAGCUGUGCAGUGGGAAGCCAUGAGGAAGAGUAGAUGUCACCUCUAGAUUUUCCAGACCCAGCUGUUUCACAGAGAUGCUUAGCUGCCAAGGGAGGUCUCUUGCCUCCUCGCCUCUUUGGCACUGUGCUUUCUUCAGUGCUUAAUAAAGGCCUGUUGUGUUGAACAGAAGCUGUAGGACCAACCUUUCUUGUACUUCUUCUUGUGUUUAUUAUUGCCUUGAUCCAUUUUUCUAAUCUCUGAAGCUGUUGUACUUCACUAUAAAGAGCUGCAGUCAUUAGAGGACCCAUCCACCUGUUGGAACCUGUCAACAUUGACAGAACUCCUUCACUUCAUGCAUGGGCUGAGGAUUGGUGUGAGGCCUGAGGCGAGGCUGCCCUACCUUAGAACACAAGAAAGGACUCACUGGUGGUGACCCAUGGCUGAGCAAUAGAGUCAUCCUGAAUUGCAGAGUUUUAGCAUCAGAAGUGCAUAGGAAUCUUCCAGCCAAAGACUCAAGAGUUGAAAACCAAACUGGAUUUUUAGCCUCAAGUCAUCUGCAUGUCCGUUGUUCAGAAGUAAUUAACUGACUUGAUUGUUUUAUGCCAGGCCUGUACUGGAUCCUGGAGGAACAAAGUUAGAGAGCCUUGGUAAUUCCCCUUCUGGAGAAGCAGACAUGGGGACAGUUAAGCACCUGAUGUUGAGCAGACAGCUAAGAAUAAAUGGUACUGUAAGCCAAGAGACACCUUCCAUCCUUGACACAGGAACUCAGUGCUGGGGGAACCACUGACACAGGAAACCCUGGAAGUAGCAGCCAGCUUGGUAGUACUUCACAGCUGUCCAAAUAUUAGUUAAGGCUUUUUAAAAUAUGUUUUACUUUUGAAAUAUUAUCAAAACUAAUUUCUGAAUAACAUAGUUAUGAAAAACUCUAGCAAGUUGCACAGAGCAGUGUCCUCUGCCACGUUCCUAUGAAGUGUUCACAAAUGUUAGACUGACCCACCAUGUCUGCUCUUUGAGGGCAACUGGAGAAUCAGCCUUUUCAGAACACAACAACCCUGGAACUUGAGUCUGUGGAGGCUGUGGCCUCACAAUGCACCAGGGCUAUCAUCUGCGGUGGAGGUCACAGCCUUUCUGGUGUGUUCUUUGACUCUCAGAUGAUAAAGGUAUCUACAGAUAAACUGAAGAUCCUGGUCAGAAAGCAGUGUCUUUCAAAAUAGAUCUGUCCUCAGAGCCUAGAAUAAUAAACAGCACAGGUCAAAAUCAGUGUGAUCACAAGGUUGCAAAAGUCCCAAGCUCCGGAUAAACAGGAUUAUUUGUCCAGAACAAAUGACCACAACAGAUUAAAAACAAGAGUAAGGGAAAAGACUUGUUUUUCUGAAGCAAUAACCUUUAGACUUUCUCUAUGACAAAACAAAGCCAUUCUCCCAGGAUCCAGCUGGCUCCUUGAUCCCAGGAAAAGGAGAGAGGGCUUGUGUAGUCUACUCAGGUGAUUUGGUAGGAACUGGAAUUAUGGCAACUGUGCUGUGUGAACACAGCUGCAGAGGGGCAGGCCAUGGAAUGUCCUUAUCGGGGUACUCUGACUACUAGGUCCUCGGGCCCUCUGACCCUCAUCAGUGGCAAGCAGGAAGUCUGGUAGGUCACAGCCAAGUAGUAGCACGUAUAAAAACAAGCAGAUGCAUGUACUAUAUUUAGGCCCCAAGAACUGCACAUGGCUAAUAGCCAGCUGUUGACAUGCUGGGAGCCUCACAGAACCUGAGGUGGGGCUCUUCCCUCCAACAGGAUUGUAACAAAGGUUUUCUGCUAGUCCAAGAGCAUGGGAAUUCCCAGGGUUUCCUUUUUCAUACAACCCAAGGGAAACAAGACAAUGCCUCAGGCCUAUCUAAACCUCUCAUUGUCCAAGGUUCUGUGCUGAAGGCCCCACAUUGAGAGAAACAGAAUACGUUUGUUCCUAUACUCAGGCCAUUCAAGUGACCUGUCCUGCUGUCCCUGGACUGUGGGUCAGUUCUGCCAAUGAUAGCAGCACUUCUCAUUGAUACAGUGCUUAUUCGUGUGCAUAUAUGUACACCUACAUGUGUACAUAUACAUGUACAUGUGUACAUACAGUCUAAGGAACAAAACCACAGAAAAGAAAAAUUACUUUGCUAAUCUGCUUCUCAGCUGUUGUUGUUGUUGUUUUUGUUGUUGUUGUUCUAGAUUUCUUGUUCUAGAAUGAGUUCUUUAAAUAUUCAACCCACUCUGGGUAAGUGGCCCCUGUGGUGCAGAUUUCCAGAGAAGCUACAGCCACCGAGUUAAGACUCCCCAGAAAGAAAAUCUGUCUGGUGCCCAGGCUGUGGCCUCUCCUCUUACCCUUUGUCUAAGGACUACAUGUGACUAUUCUUCAUAAUUUAAUUUACUUAAAAAUGAUGUGGCUCCAAAGCUUGACUCUGUUAAAGUGCGUACGUGUGGAUGUUUCCCGACAUCUGGCCCUCGUGCGUGAGAACCAGCUGCCAAAGGCAGAAGGUGAUAUAAAACUAAAGGGAGGCACAGGUAGACCCCAGAGUGCGGAGUGUAACUUACGGACUUACAGGUUUCUAUGGCUUGAGAAGCACCAAGGCAGAAGGAUCCUCAUAUCUUGAGUAGGAGUAAGAAGUUUAUACAGUAGUCCAGAGAAGUGUGCGCUGCAGUUAGCUAGUAUAUACCACGUCUUUCUCCAAAGCUGUCGACAUGUCCAGUAUCAGGUAAGAAAAACAUUGUGUGUCAGUGACUAGCACAGAAUGCUUGGGUAUCGUAACAGCUUUGUUUGUCUUACAGGGCUGGUGAUAUGUGCCAAGGUCAGCUGGUUAGGCAAUAUGGUGGUUAUGGUGAACAUGUCUACGGUCAUGUCAAACCGAAUUCUAUAAUGGGAAAGUUACUUUCCCCCCAUCAGUAAAAUGGGGAUAAAAUGGUUUCUAGCUCUCAAGGUUAUUGAGAGUCCCAGUUUCAUUGCAAUAACAAGGUCAGAAAUCUCAGCGCCACAGGAGACUUUACAUCUCUCAGAAACUGUGGGACUAUAUAGUGCCUGUGGUGUGUUCAUGUGGCUCAGUUCCACGUGUGUUCUCAUCCUGGAUCCCCAAACUCCUUGGGACUUGUUAUUGAAGCAGAGGGAAGGAACAGAGUCGGGAGCGUGUGUCUCGAGGCUGCUGCUGGGUCUCCAUCCACUCUUGGCCACCGUAAGUCCUCUAGGGAAGUCCUUAUCUGGAGAUGCACACUCUAGGGUGCUCAACCUUCCUAAUGCUGUAAUCCUUUAAUACACUUUCUCACGAUGUGAUGACCUCCUGACCAUAAUGAUUACUGUCAUUGCUACUUCAUAACUCUAAUUCUGCCACUGUUGUGAAUCACAGUGUAUAUAUCUGAUACUUCCAAUGGUCUUCGUUGACCUCUGUGAAAGGGUCGCUGGAUCCCAAAAGGGGUUGAGACAACAACCCACAGGUUGAGAACUGAUGCACUAGGGGCUCUGAGAAUUGCCCCCCAUAAGCAAGAGUACAAAAAUUAAAGAUGUCCCAUGCAGCCUUUAUGGUCAUGCUAGGACAGUAUUAAAGACCUUAAAAGUUCCUCAGACUGUACCUGGCUGAAGUACACAAUAGAAAACUGUUACACUAACACAUGGCCUAGGGCAUGGGGCUUUGAUUGCUCACACCUCUUUUCCUUUCCACUUUGAUGUCCACAUCCUUUCCUGGCCCAGGCCUCUCUCUGGGCUUACCUUCCGUUCUUUCCACUCAUUGCGAUUUUGCUCCUUUUCUGACAUUUGCCUCCUUUCAAAACUCCAUCACUAUUUGACUGCCUGCCUAAUUCUGAAUCCCUCUGGGCCUUUUGUAGCUGGUGCAGCUUUUUUGCUAUACAGGAAAGAAAGAUGCUCUACCUUUAGGUGAGGCAACAAAGACUUAUAAUCCAUGCCUGGUAGUCCCAGUGUGUCUCUGCUCCUGAGUUUUUUCCUGUUCCAGCAUCACAGGCCACUGCUAUUUACCUCACCCCUGGCACCAACCACGGAUUACAACAGUUUAGUAAUAAAAUUAACAAUAAAUCAUGUUUAUUAUGUGUUA